AUGUCCUUCCCUAUGGACACCAAAAAGAACCCGGACUUAGCCCUCGACGAAGACAAUGUCUCGUCUGCUGAAGGGCAAGUCGACACGGCGUACAACCGGAUGCCUGACUCCCUUCAGAGUCUCAGUGACGAUGAGUUCAAAGCCCUCAACAAAAGGAUUGUCCGCAAGGUUGACCUUUUUGUCCUCCCUACCAUCGGUAUCCUGUACAUUUUGAACUACAUCGAUCGCCAGAACUUGGCUGCGGCCAAGCUCCAGGGCAUCAUGGAAGACUUGAACAUGUCCACUGAGCAAUUUGCCACGGCCGUAUCUAUCCUCUUCGUCGGUUAUCUCCCCUUUCAAAUUCCCAGCAACCUCCUCAUCACCAAGUUUUCACGACCGGGCAUGUAUAUUUGUGUCGCCGUGGCGAUCUGGGGUUGUAUAUCGGCGUGCACUGCGGUUGUCAAGACUUACGGUCAACUUCUUGCUGUAAGAGCUGUCCUAGGUGCUGCUGAGGCCGUAUUCUUUCCCGGUGCCAUCUACUACCUCUCGGCUUGGUACACAAAGAUGGAGCUGGGGAAGCGUAUUGCUGGUCUCUACAUUGCUCAACAAGUCGGAAAUGCCUUCGGUGGUCUUUUCGCCGCAGCUAUCCUCCAACUUGAUGGACACUACGGUAUUCGCGGUUGGCAAUGGUUGUUUAUUAUUGAGGGAAGUGCCACCGUCGGCAUCGGCAUCAUUUGUGCCUGUAUCAUGCCUGAAUUUCCCCACAACAGCCGCAUCCUCUCCCAGAUUGAACGUGACUGUGCUGUGUGGCGUAUUGAGUCCGAGGCCGGUGCAGCAGAGGGAACAGAGAACGAGAGCGUAUUGAAAGGCUUUGCCAAAGCGCUUGCUGAUCCAAAGUUAAUCCUUCUCAUCUUCUGUAACAUGCUGUCCCAGACACAAGGCUCCAUUGCCAACUACUUCCCUACCCUCGUCAGCUCCCUCAACUUCUCCAGCACCAUCAGCCUGCUGCUCACCGCACCCCCAUACAUCCUCGCCGGUAUCGUCUACUACGGCCUUAUGUUCUACUCCGAUCGCAAGAACACCGUCUACCCAAUCAUCCUCAUCUGCAUUGCCAUCUCGAUCGUUAUGUACAUCAUUCCGAUGGCAACCACCAACGUCGGUGCCAGAUACUUCUCCAUGAUGAUCCUUCCUUUCGCCUCCGUCGGCCCUCAACUGCUCCUAUACAAGACAAUCAACCUACACUUGGCUCGACCUGUCUCCAAGCGAGCAGCGGCCUCUGCCUUGGUCAAUGCCAUUGGUGGCACAUCCAAUAUCUGGGCCUCAUAUCUCUACUUCGGUGAACCUCACUUCUUCGCUGCCUUUGGCACUUUGAUGGGUGCUGCUAUAUUGUUUGGAUUCACAAUCACCGCGUACCGCUGGCUCGUACUGCGCGAGAACAGGCGCCUGGACUCGGGAGACCCAGCGCAAAUCGCUUUGGUUAAAAAGGGUGGUGUCACUGAUGAAAUGAUCCAGCUUAACUGGCGCUAUGAGAUGUUCUAA
Penicillium soppii is the source of this 1518-nucleotide messenger RNA. Its product is annotated as Major facilitator superfamily domain general substrate transporter. Bases 1 to 1518 code for a protein of 505 amino acids. Gene Ontology annotation, biological process: transmembrane transport. Gene Ontology annotation, cellular component: membrane. The transcript has a single exon. The record is from RefSeq and is a predicted model, not a curated record. NCBI's taxonomy places the organism in Eukaryota, Fungi, Ascomycota, Eurotiomycetes, Eurotiales, Aspergillaceae. Gene Ontology annotation, molecular function: transmembrane transporter activity.